Molecule: messenger RNA, 1827 nt
Organism: Pyricularia grisea
Lineage: Eukaryota; Fungi; Ascomycota; Sordariomycetes; Magnaporthales; Pyriculariaceae
Exons: 1
Coding region: 1-1827 (608 amino acids)
Cellular component (GO): endoplasmic reticulum lumen
Molecular function (GO): protein N-acetylglucosaminyltransferase activity
Source: RefSeq, a predicted model, not a curated record
AUGGCUCUUAAAUCAUUACAACUUCCACACUUAAGGCGUUUCUAUGCUCCAGCCAUACUCGCAAUAUUAAUUCUCUUCUUAUUAUUCCUCAUAAAGAGAUCUCACCCUAGUCUUGCCGGAUCUGUCUGGCAAUCACGCCUGCCACCCAAAUUUCCCUGGAGUAGGAGACCAACCCCUCCUUUGCCAACGCUUCCGGAGCUGGAAAUACUAGGACUCGACAAUACCAGCGGAAACUCUACAACACCCGACCCCGGAUCUCAGUAUUGUACCGACCGGUUCGGGCCCGCAUACCUCUCCAACCUUCGAGAUCAUUCCAUAGAAUACUGCGGGGCCUCACCCAGGGAUCAAGACAGGUCUUCUCGCCUGACAUGCUUCCACAUCGACAUACGUGGCGAAGGCGAGGAGGAUUCGUUUUGCAUUGCGCAGGGCGCAGUGCUGGACCCGGAGAAGAAAGGCUUCGUUCUCGACUGUGCCCCGCGGUCGCCAACUGAAGAGGAGACAAAACGUGGACUGAUUCCUUUCGAGCGGAUCAGGGGCUCCUGGUACGAUACAGGACCAAGAGUAGUUUUUGAUCGAUAUGUCAACUUCCUCGACAGGCCGCGCAAAAAGGUUCAGCAGAGCAAUAUCGCUGCUGGUGAAAAUCAACAGCGAUCGCCGCCGAUCAGCAUUCUGGUCAAGCGUGAGGGCUCUGGCCACCCCUGGCACUCACUCAUGGAAAUAUGGUCCUUGACACAUACAAUGGAUGUUCUGAGGCUGAGCGCAAACCCAGACGCUCUCGGGGCACCCUUCUUCCACACACCAGACGAUAUCAGGAGGGCGCGGGUCGUCAUUCUAGACGACCACGAGGAUGGUCCGUUUUUCGACCUUUGGAGAUUGACGGCAGGGCAUAAUCCCGUCCGGCUCUCGGCCGCGCUCGAAGCUUUGCAGGAUAACAACAAAACGUCAUCGUCCGACACCGCACUAAUCGCCGGGGCGGGCCAGCCGCACAACGUCGUCGUCCCGCUCCCCGGUGCUACGAACCCCGUGUGGCAGAACGACUGGGAGGAGCGCAACUGCACCGACGCGUCACUGGUCAAGUUGUUUGUACGCCGCGUGUUGCACCACCUCGGCGUGGAAUCUUUCAAACCCAAAGCUGUGACAGAGGCCAACGUGAUGCGGAAAAGGCUCCGGUUGACGUUUGUCAUCCGCCGUGGCAGCCGCAAGCUUCUGGGCCGGGAGAGACUCCUCGAGGCGGUGCGCCACGCAUACCCAGACGUCGAGGUGCGGAGCGUCGACCUCGCCACCCUGUCGUUUGUCGAGCAGGUCCGGCUCGUGCACGACGAAACCGAUAUCCUGGUCGGUACGCACGGCGCCGGUUUGACGCACGUCAUGUUCCUCCGCGCUGCGUGGGAGGGUGCCGGCCCCGGCAGUGCCAUUGUCGAGAUCCAGCCCGACACGAUGGACUACAAGGGCUUCCGUAACCUCGCGUACAUGCUUGGUCACAGGUACUUCAGCGCAAAGGCCAAAUUGAUUUCGAAGGAGGAUUCUGGGAAAGACGAAAAGAAUAGCGACAAGAUUGCUGCUGCUGCCGAUCACAAUCCAAUAGCAGCCGCUGCAAAACGUGGAGAGGCAAUGACUGAUGAGCAGGGCUCGGGCGGAAAUGAGCACAAGAGAGAGAUCGAAGCAUUACGUGAGCUAGAGGAAGAGGAUAUGUUUCUCUACAGGCGAGGGAUGCAUCUGGAGAAACGGGCCGAAUGGCACUCUGCCGACGUUAGGAUGGAAGAAAAGGAGUUUGUGGAGCUUCUUGGUUCUGCUAUUGAACACAUGAGGGACAAAGAGCAUAGAUAG